AUGAUCUCCAUAGGCACGCACCGCUUAUACACCUCAAUCUGUGGACCUCCUCGUAAACCAAAGGACCCACUAAUCAUUAUGAUCGCUGGUGCAGGCGACGUCGCAUCAUCCUACACAGCCCUGGUUUCCCUCGUCUCGCGGAAAUCUCGGGUCUUACUAUACGAUCGCUCGGGACUCGGGCAUAGUGAGCCCGGUCCAGGACGGCGUGUGGCCGUGAACCAUGCGCGGGAACUACACAACCUGCUCGAUGCGAUGGGGUUGAAAGCACCAUUUUUACUAGUUGCGCACUCUUACGGGGCUAUUGUUGCCCGCGAAUUUCUCCACUUGUAUGCUGACGAGAUUGUCGGCAUGGUUCUGGCUGAUGGGGCGACGGAGAGGCAAUGUGAUUAUUUCAUCAUUCCUGAUGAGAAUAUCAUCGCGGUACUCGGUGAUUUGAAAUGGGCACACGUUACUGGUCUACGAGAGGAUUCACGGUUAUCCCGGGAUGAGUGGCGAGAGCGAGCGAUUGAUAUUGCUCGUGGUGUGGCGGCUGCACAGGCGGAGGCAGACUCUUAUGUGGAGGUCUGUCGCACACUGGCAGAGAAACAACAAUUGCAGCGUCAAGCGAUGGGGAACAAGCCGUUGAGUGUGAUUCGCUGUAACGGUGCAAGGGACUAUGAGCGGAUCUAUGACAAGGGUGUGGCGGCUGGGAAUGGAACAGCUCAGCAGAGACAGGCAUUUCGUGUGCUUUUGGAUCAGUGGGAUACUAUCGAUCAGGAGCUGAAAGAGGAGCAGCUGAAGCUGUCAUCAAACACAAAGCUGGUGCAUUUGCCCGACUGUGGACAUAAUGUCCAUCUGAUUCGCCCUGACGUGGUUACGGAGGAAAUCGAGUGGGUGCUGGACCAGCUGCAUAGCCCAGAUCGGGAAGAUACGAAGCUCUAG
Molecule: messenger RNA, 921 nt
Organism: Penicillium atrosanguineum
Lineage: Eukaryota; Fungi; Ascomycota; Eurotiomycetes; Eurotiales; Aspergillaceae
Product: alpha/beta fold hydrolase
Exons: 1
Coding region: 1-921 (306 amino acids)
Source: RefSeq, a predicted model, not a curated record